UUUUGUCACUCUCCAUUCCUCGACCACCUCGUGCUGUCUGGUGCAGCAUGUGUUACUAGCGUGCCCACCGCGUAUCACCACUUUUGGCUUACACUGCCCCUCCUCCACGGCCCCCUCGCCAUCAUCGCCGCCGCCGUCGCCGUCGCCGUCGUCACCCCCCCCGGCUAUCCCGCGUUCAUCGCCGCCGGCCCACUUGGCCCGUCGACCAUUGUCUGGUGCAUCGCCUUGACGCACACACACUCUCGCCUUCUCUACUUCGUCGCUUACAAAAAACAACUCGCCUUCCUCCAUCCUGCUACUGCAUCGCACUCUCUUGCCACUGCACUCUACAUCCCCCGGCCAUGUCGUCCUCGGCACCACCUAACGGCAGAAGCGGCCAUGCCCCAGCACUAGCCGCGGCCUCCUCCCCCUCGGCAUCAGCAGCGGCGGCUACCACCACCUCCUCCGCCGCCGCCGCUGCUGCUGCCGCUCCGCCCCCGACAUACGCACCGACCCAGCCCCAGAUCCUCGUCGUGCCCCUCCCCGACGCCUCGAGCUUCUUCUGGGGCCGCACGAUCCAGGGCGAGGUCUUCAUCAAGGGGCUCGGCGAGCGCCGCACGCGGACUGUCCAGUCUUUGUCCGUGUCCGCGCGCUUGACGGACCGGCUGCCCGGCCACCCGGUCGACGACUUGCUCGACAUUGCCCCGCAGACGCUGUACCCCGUUGCCGAGCCGCAGGCGAGCACAUCAGCAUCGACAGAAACGGCCUUCCCCACCUCGCUGCGCUUCGCACUCCCGCUCCCGCCCGCACUCGCGGACGGCUCGCCCCUCCCGGCCACGCUGAACCUCGGCGCUGGGGGAGAAGUGCGCUGGGAGGUGCAGGUGCGCCUCGCGCUGCUCUCCGGCGAGGUGAUCACCGAGCGCGUCACGGUCGAGGGCACCCCACCAGACGUGUGCACCGACCAGACAGAAGAAGAGCCGCUCGAGGCCGAGUCGGUGCUCGAGCGCGACGGAGUGCGCGUGCGCCUCGUGCUUGCGUGCUCGCGCCCGCGUCUCGGCGCGCCGGUGCGCGUCGGUGUCGAGGUCAGGCCGAAGGGAAGGAGCGAGAAGCGCACGGGCGUCGCUGGGCUCGCGGCCCAGCCUAGUGCCGCCGAGACACUCCGCCCGCUUAGGCGGAUGCGGCUGGAGCUGAUCCGCUCGGUGGAUAUCAUUCCUGGCCCAGAGGACUCGGCUGCGGGUACGACCCACUCGCCGUCGAAAACGCACAUCCACACCACGGUCCUGCAUGCUUCGGGAAAGUCACUACGGUAUCCCGGUGCGACGGCACCUCCGCUCCGGCUCCUGUUUACGCUGCCUACGGCGCAGCUCCACCCUGGGGCGAUUGCGACGGGCGGCGAGACGACGGCGCGCACGCCAUACCACUCUGUCCGGUUCAAGGUCCGCGCGACGCUCGGGUUCGGCGUGCACGAGCAGCAGCCUGGCCCUUCGCGGGCGCAGGACGAGCGGGGCGACUGGGCGGUCGAGCAGGAGAUUACGAUUCGGCCACCAACGUGGCAAGAGCCCCGUGCUGUUGUCAUUGAACGCGGGCUGCAGCCCGAACUUGGCACCGGCGACGCGGCGCAGCUCGAGCUCGUCGACGAGGACGAGCGCGAGGCGUACCGCCGUAAAGGCCGCGAUGUGGUCGGCGAGGGCGGCACGACGCGCGUCGACGGAGGACCGAGCGCCAGCGGCGCCGUGGACGAGCCGCCGUCGUUUGGCGAGGCUACCGAGGCGCCGGGACCGUCCGGCACGCAGUCGCAUGCCGGCGACGACGACAACGCGCUCCCGAGCUUUACAGAGAGUGAGGCGCAGAUGCGCUCUGGUGCUGUGCCACUGCUCAAUCAAGCCGUGCCGAGUGAGCGACUGGUACCGGUCAGCUUUACGCCCGAUGACGGAAUCGCCGACGUGCGAGCCGCGCAGCGGCGCUCGUCGUUCUCUGGCGAGCUGGGCACUUGGAUCGAGUACGACGGCUACGAGACGUUCUCUGUCCCACCACCGCCGCCCGCCGCGUCCUACGGGCUGGUAGGCAGCAUGGACCCGCCUAGAGAAGGCGACGACGAGGCGCACGUGGUGGGCGACAUGGCUGCGCGCCUCGGCAUCGAGGCGGGCCAUGCGCCGGCGCACCCCGCCGAGCUGCUCGAGCAGCUUGGACUCAACACGCGAGUGGUCGACAUGCAGGACGACAUGCCGCCAGGCAUCGACGAGCCUAGCCUGCCCGCGCUGCCAGGCUUUGGCGGCCCAACGCCCCCUGUGCGUGCCUUUGCUGCCGCGCCGUUCGUCGCGCCCGCGUUCCGCUCGCCGUUUGCCAACGUGCGCGAUAACGACUCGGAGGCGGAGGGUGACCAUCCCCCGAGCUUUGCAGCAUCCGAGGCGGCCGAGGCAGCCGGCGGCGUCGCCCACUCGCGCGUGGUUUCGAGAUCAGGCAGCCUCGCCGUGCCGUCUGACGCGCCCCCACCGGGAUAUUUUGGUGGUGUGGCUGCUGGCUCUCCGCACGGCGGGCCACCCGCGUACAGCUAGUGAUUUGUAGAGUAUGUGUCUAUAGCUUGACUGUAUGCUAGAGAGUUGGGCG
Messenger RNA from Vanrija pseudolonga, 2586 nucleotides. RefSeq lists its product as uncharacterized. NCBI's taxonomy places the organism in Eukaryota, Fungi, Basidiomycota, Tremellomycetes, Trichosporonales, Trichosporonaceae. The transcript has 3 exons. The record is from RefSeq and is a predicted model, not a curated record. The coding region runs from base 342 to 2534 and encodes 730 amino acids.